CACCAGAUGCGACAUAGUUGCAAAAAUUGUACCACAUCCAGCGGACGUAAAAUGCUAAAAAUUAUAUUUGCGCUGCUCAGCAUUGCAUUUUGCUGUGUUGAGCCAGCACCACAGGACUUCCAAACGGCCGCUCUACUGGUAGCAGGCCAGAUGAAGGAGGUGGUUGAAAAUGGCGCAGGUACGCGUGAUGAGCGGGAUUUGGAAUUCAUGGGCGCUAAGGCAGGCCAAAAUACGGCAUUCGGUUUUGGUGAUGCAAUGAAGAUGCCCACACAUAGACGUCGACGUGCGAUCGAACCGCAAGCAUUGGGUGCAGGUAACUCGAUAAGCUUUGAUUCGGAUUAUUCAUUAAGUGAUUAUUCUUAUGAGUCAGAAGAGUUUGAUUCGGCACCGAUUGUGGCGAAGGAACAACGUAAGAAACGUGACGCUUCAAGUGACAGUUCAUCAAGCAGUGGCUCAUCGAGCUACUCGUCGUCGUCGUCGUCAUCUUCGUCAUCAUCUUCCUCGGAUGAGUCUGACUAACGCUAGUGUGAAGUGAU
Molecule: messenger RNA, 536 nt
Organism: Anastrepha ludens (Mexican fruit fly)
Lineage: Eukaryota; Metazoa; Arthropoda; Insecta; Diptera; Tephritidae
Product: vitellogenin-like
Exons: 2
Coding region: 7-519 (170 amino acids)
Source: RefSeq, a predicted model, not a curated record